This is a messenger RNA of Penicillium longicatenatum, 1254 nucleotides long. RefSeq names its product putative acid phosphatase. Gene Ontology annotation, molecular function: hydrolase activity, acting on ester bonds. Gene Ontology annotation, biological process: phospholipid catabolic process. The transcript has 3 exons. The record is from RefSeq and is a predicted model, not a curated record. Bases 1 to 1254 code for a protein of 417 amino acids. Lineage: Eukaryota; Fungi; Ascomycota; Eurotiomycetes; Eurotiales; Aspergillaceae.
AUGUUCACUAAGCAGACCCUGACCGCCUUUGUUGGCGCAUUGGCUCUGGCUUCGGCCAAGACCAUCUCUACCAGUGAUGAGUACCCCUCCGCUGCUGAGAUCGCCGCCUCCAAGGCCUCUGUCCUGCCUUACUCUCCCGUCUCGAACGUGAAGGGCUUGGCUUUCAACCGCUUUGCUCAGAUUUGGAUCGAGAACACCGACUUCCAAACUGCUGCGGAUGAUAAGAACUUUGCCAAGUUGGCCAAGGAGGGUAUCCUCUUGACCAACUACUUUGCCUUGACUCACCCCUCGGAGCCCAACUACGCUGCCUCCGCCGGCGGUGAUGCCUUCGGCAUGGACAACGACGACUUCCAGCAGAUUCCUGCCAAUGUCUCCACCAUUGCCGACAUGUUCGACACCAAGCGCAUUUCCUGGGGCCAGUACCAAGAGGAUAUGCCCUACGCCGGCUACCAGGGCUACCGGUACCCCGAGUCCGGAUCGAACGCGUAUGUGCGCAAGCACGACCCGCUCAUCCUCUUCGACUCCGUCACCAACGACGCCGUCCGUCCUCGCCAGAUCAAGAACUUCACCACCUUCUACGAGGAUCUUGAGCACGAGCGCAUCCCCCAGUACAUGUUCAUUACCCCCAACAUGACCAACGAUGCUCACGACACCAACAUCACCGUUGCCGGUAACUUCCUUGAGAGCUUCGUGCCCCCUCUCCUCAAGAACCACUACUUCUCCAAGGAUGCUCUUAUCCUGGUUACUUUCGAUGAGUCUGGGAACUACUCCGUCCCCAACCGUGUCUACAGCUUCCUCGUUGGUGGUGCCGUCCCCGAGCACCUGAAGGGUACCACCGAUGAUACCUUCUACACCCACUACAGCAUCAUCGCCUCCCUCGCUGCUAACUGGGGUCUUCCUUCCCUCGGCCGCUGGGAUUGUGGUGCCAACCUCCUUAAACUCGUUGCUGAGAAGACCGGCUACGUGAACUGGAAUGUCGACUAUGACAACGUCUACAUCAACGAGACUAACCCUGGUCCCAUGUCCGAUGGUGAUUACUCCACCUACGAGCCCCUGUGGCCCAACCCUGCUACCUCCGGCAAGUGUACCGCUGGACACGGCAUCCUUGAUGUCGUUAAGCGCACUUACCACGGCCUGAAGGCUACCUUCGACUACUCUUCUCCCGUUCCUUACGACUCCAGGUCGGGUACUAACCUUGGUAUCAAGUACUUCCGCACCGUGAAGGGAAAGAAGGAGACUCACAUUACUGCUUAA